This is a messenger RNA of Callorhinchus milii (elephant shark), 858 nucleotides long. RefSeq names its product ribosomal protein L6 (gene rpl6). The record is from RefSeq and is marked provisional. Gene Ontology annotation, molecular function: structural constituent of ribosome. NCBI's taxonomy places the organism in Eukaryota, Metazoa, Chordata, Chondrichthyes, Chimaeriformes, Callorhinchidae. Gene Ontology annotation, cellular component: ribosome. Gene Ontology annotation, biological process: translation.
GUCCAUAAUCUCGGAACCCUACAUUAAACCUUUGGAGUCGAGAUGGCUGAAGAACAGAAGAAGGUGAAAAAGCCAAAGCGGCACACCAGCCGAAAUCCCUGGUUGGCAAGAGGCAUUGGGAAGUACUCCCGCUCUGCCAUGUAUGCCAGGAGGGCAAUGUACAAACGCAAAUACAAGGCUCCUGAAACCAAGAUUGAAAAGAAACUGAAGGAAAAGGCGCCCGCCACAGUCAGCAAACCUGUUGGUGGAGACAAAAAUGGAGGCACCCGUGUGGUUAAACUCCGCAAAAUGCCACGUUAUUACCCAACCGAGGAUUUGCCGCGCAAGAAGAUCAGCCACGGUAACAAACCCUUCAGCAAACACAAGAGGCGUCUGCGAACGUCCAUCACCCCGGGGACCGUCCUCAUCAUGUUGACUGGCCGCCACAGGUGCAAGCGUGCGGUUUUCCUGCAGCAGCUCGGCACUGGCCUGUUGCUGGUCUCGGGUCCUCUGACUCUCAACCGUGUGCCACUGCGCAGAGUGCACCAGAAGUUUGUCAUCGCCACAUCCACAAAGAUCGACAUCUCAGGGGUGAAGAUCCCCAAACACCUGACAGACGCCUACUUCAAGAAGAAGAAGCUGCGCAAACCCAAGCAUCAGGAGGGCGAGAUCUUCGAGACCGAGAAAGAGAAAUACCAGCUGACAGAAGAGCGGAAGAAAGACCAGAAAGCGGUGGAUUCCCAGCUCCUGCCCAUCAUUAGGAAGACGCCGGAGCUUCGCGGCUACCUCCGCAGCACGUUCUGCCUGUCCAACGGAGUUUUCCCACAUAAACUGGUUUUCUAAACGAGGUGUAAAAAGCUCUUAUUAAAACCAAAAUGG